Molecule: messenger RNA, 4896 nt
Organism: Betta splendens (Siamese fighting fish)
Lineage: Eukaryota; Metazoa; Chordata; Actinopteri; Anabantiformes; Osphronemidae
Gene: pias1a
Product: protein inhibitor of activated STAT, 1a
Exons: 14
Coding region: 225-2240 (671 amino acids)
Biological process (GO): regulation of transcription by RNA polymerase II; protein sumoylation
Molecular function (GO): transcription coregulator activity; SUMO ligase activity; zinc ion binding
Source: RefSeq, a predicted model, not a curated record
AAAAUACAAGAUGGCGGAGAGUGCGGAACUGAAGUACAUCCAGAAGCAGGAACAGGUUUAUUGUCAAGACGGAAUUCAAACAGGAGGUUUUGAAGAGUUGCUGCAUCAUAAAAAAGAGACCAAGAUGAUUAAAGCCAUGCAGAGACAGGACACGGAGACCUGUGCGUUUCAUGAGGCCAACAUCCGCCUCGGAGCAGCUGCUCUAGUGGCCUGAGCUUGAGCAAAUGGUGAUGAGCCUGCGAGUGUCGGAGCUGCAGGUUCUGUUGGGCUACGCCGGACGCAACAAGCACGGACGCAAGCACGAGCUCCUGACCAAGGCCCUGCACCUGCUGAAGGCCGGCUGCAGCCCCGCCGUGCACAUGAAGAUCAAAGAGCUAUACCGCCGCCGCUUCCCCGCCAAGAUGGUGUCUCACUCAGAGCUGGUUCUGCCGGGCCAUCACCCGGCCUCAGCCGGAGGCGGGGGAGCGGUGCUGCCAGCAGGCCUGGCGCAGCUGGCGUACGAAGGCCACGCGGGUCACGGCGGGGCCCCGUCGCCUGCUGCCUUACUGCCACUGUCGCUGCUGGGCACAGGGAAGCACGAGCUGACGGCGCUGACCCACCACCUGCCGGGCUCGGGCUCACUGCAUCCGGUCCACCCAGAUGUCAAGCUGCAGAGGCUGCCCUUCUACGACAUGCUGGACGAGCUCAUCAAGCCGACCAGCCUUGCAUCAGACAACAGCCAGAGGUUUCAGGAGACGUGCUUUGCCUUCGCCUUGACGCCACAGCAGGUCCAACAGAUCAGUAGCUCAAUGGACAUCUCCGGGACCAAGUGUGACUUCUCAGUUCAGGUGCAGCUGCGGUUUUGCCUUUCGGAGACAAGUUGUCCUCAGGAGGAUCACUUUCCUCCCAACCUGUGUGUGAAGGUCAACGGGAAGCCGUGCACCCUGCCGGGCUAUCUUCCUCCAACCAAGAACGGCGUGGAGCCCAAGCGGCCGAGUCGCCCCAUCAACAUCACCUCGCUGGUCAGGCUGUCCACCACCGUCCCCAACACCAUCGUGGUGUCCUGGACGGCGGAGAUCGGGAGGAGCUACUCCAUGGCCGUGUACCUGGUGAAGCAGCAGUCAUCCACAGUGCUGCUACAGAGACUACGAGCAAAAGGCAUCCGGAACCCGGACCACUCCAGAGCUCUCAUCAAAGAGAAGUUAACUGCAGACCCAGACAGUGAAAUCGCCACAACCAGCCUCCGCGUGUCGAUGCUCUGCCCGCUGGGGAAGAUGCGGCUGAUGAUCCCGUGUCGGGCCCUGACCUGCUCCCACCUGCAGUGCUUCGACGCCACGCUCUACAUCCAGAUGAACGAGAAGAAGCCGACCUGGGUUUGUCCCGUGUGCGACAAGAAGGCUCCGUACGAGCACCUCAUCAUCGACGGGCUUUUUGUGGAGAUCCUUAACAGCUGCAUGGACUGUGAUGAGAUCCAGUUUAAAGAGGACGGCAGCUGGGCCCCCAUGAGGUCCAAGAAGGAGUUGCAGGAGGUCUCUGCUGCUUCCUACAACGGGCUGGAUGGUCCAUGCCGGACGUCAGAGCAGCGGAGCUCGUCAUCGAGCCGCAGCGACGGAAGCAACAGCAAGAAGGUGGAAGUGAUCGACCUGACGCUGGACAGCUCGUCUGACGACGAAGGGCAGGACUCGCCGCCGCCGCUGCUCCCAAAGCGGUCGUGUCCCUCCAUGUCCCCGACGUCGCCGCCUAUCAUCAACAAAGGAGUGUUGAACCUGCACCACCAGGCGUCCCCUGUGAGCCGAACCCCCAGCAUGCCAGCGGUGGACACCGGCUACAUCCCCCCCGUGCCGCCGCUCAUCCAGGACUACAGGCCCUACUACCACAACGAGCUGUCAGAGCUGAACUUCUUCUCUUUCCUUCAAGGCGACAACCAUCAGCAUUAUAACAUGGUGAUGGCAGCAGCAGCUGCCGCAUCGGCCUCCGACGACCACGAGCUGCUCCUCAACCGCUUCCUGCCCUACGCCGCCUCCUCCUCCGCCUCCCAGCUGUUCCUUGACCAAUCAGGAGCCUCGUCUGCAGCCUCGUCGCUCGCCCUGCCCACAAACGGGACCAGCAACUCCAGCAGCAGCAGCUUGGUGUCGUCCGGCAGCCUCCGUGACUCGGGCUCCUCUCACACGCACCCUGGGGCGGCGGUGAAUCGAGGCGGCGCCGAAGCCGCUGUAGCAGCCAUUUAUGGUGGGAUACCGGACGUGAUCUCGUUGGACUGACUCUGAGAGUCCAGACUUCACUCAGACUCAGGCUGAAUCUAAAACCUGCUCCCACUGCUGGAGCACACAGAUAUUCUGCUCCAGGAACUAGCCUGCGCCGUACCAGUAGACUGGACUGGGCCGAGUACAGGUGUGGGGCCGGCGUGGACCCUCCUGCUUGUUUUUAUGAAGACACGGCGGCACCAUGUACAGAGAACAAAUCUAUUUUCCUCUUUUACUUUUGUAUGUGACACGGCGGCGGUCUAAUCACCAGACCAUAGACACGUCCCGUUGCCUCGGCUUUGACUCCUCCUCCAUGAUUCUGUAUCAGACACUGAACUUACACUUUAUUCCUUUUAAGUUAUGUAAGAUAUUGAAACAGUUGUGUGUUUAUUCAUUCCUUCUGAGCUUCAGGUUGAUUCUGCUCUUUUAAGGACAGCAUUUACGAAUGAAGGCUUUUAGACUAUUUAUAUUUGCAGAAUCCUGAGCUGGAAAAGUUUGGUUUAUUUUCUGUUUUGCACAAACACAUGGUACUUCUGAUGACGCUCCGGGUUCGGUGGCGUCAGUCGCGUCCCCUUCACCACAUUUAGCUGUCUCCUCUCGUGCUUUGUUCUUGGCUGUGAAGUAGAAGCCACUGCAGGGUUUUAAACGGUUUGUCUGGUCGGCUUCUAAGCGUUUCACUCUGGUUGUUCUGAUCCAGUGCAGCUUUAAAGCCACGCAGCCUCUGCAGGUUGACAUGCAGCCCAGCCCCAGCCUCACUUCCAGACUGGUCCCGGCCCCAGCCGACCCGGUCCCGGCCCGCGACGACCCGGUCCCGGCCCCAGCCUCACGUCCAGACUGGUCCCGGCCCGAACCCGGUCCCGGCAUCGGCCGACCCGGCUGUCCUGGGUCCCGGCCCGCGCCGAACUGGGUCCCGGCCUCACGUCCAGACUGGUCCCGGCCCGAACCCGGUCCCGGCCCGCGACGACCCGGUCCCGGCCCCAGCCUCACUCCAGACUGGUUGCUCUCACCAAGGCCAGAUAAUGAGUUGUGACGGGAGUCAAGGUCACCUGACAAGCUGCAGCAUCCAGCUGGGAGACUGCAGACAAGCCUCCUCAACCACCAAACCCCACCACCAGCACCCACGCCACCCCCCAAACACCCCCUUCCCCCACGCCGCCCUUGCUCUUUUGCUCAUUUUCUCCUUUAUUGCCAAACCGCAAUCAGCCGUAUGCUGGAAAAAGGCCUGUGUUUUCCUCGUGUUGUGCAGUAUUUUAUUUAUUUCAUAUUGGUAUUUCUAUAUAUUAUAUUUUUACACAUGCUUUGAUUUCUGUAGGAGCUGUUGUGUUAUGAUUUUAUUUAAUAUGAAUUUUAUUAUUUGUCGUUGAUCAUUGGAGACUCCCAUCGGCCUAUUUGUCUUUACUGGGAGCUGACACUGGUAACACAUUUUAGAGAAGACACCAAACACGCUUCAUUAAGUUUGUGUUCAGGAUCUAAAGUGGGAAAGAAUUUAGAAUCCUAAUAACAAGAGAAAAUGAAAGUCCCUGACUUUCAGGACAUCAUGUCUAAUCAUUUCCUUAGUGAUGAUCAAUACAUUUGCAGCUAGGAAAGAACAGCAGCUGAAUAUCCAACCCUUGAGAUGUCGCUGAUUUGGCUCAAAGGCAAUCACGGUUUUAAUUAUAUGCUUCAUGUGCAAUAAUAGAACAUUAAAUACAAUUAAAAAUCAUUUCAGUCAGAUUAAAUAGAUUCAAAAUGGCUGCAGUCAAACUGUCUCCCAUCGCCCUGGUAACCAACAGGUUGGUUUCCUGGUUACCUCUCAGACUGAAUAAAUGAAUACAUGUGAAUGUUUUAAAAGGGAACCAAUAAUUAAUAAGUGACUGACUUCGAUGCUUUUCUUAUUAGCUCAGCCCAAAUAUGAAAGGACCAGACGGAUGAGCUCAUGCCAAGAUGAGAGCGAUCACCUUUAAGUUUGUGUUUGUGCCUUUAGGAAGUGUUGCCUCCAGCUGCUGAUGCUGACGAAGUCGGUCCUUGGGUCAUGUUUGGUUUGUUGAGGUGAACGACCACGGCCCCUUUCUGUGCUUCACCUCUGUCAUUGCUGAGCUGGGUUUCUCUUGUCCACUCUGCAGCAAUUGGGCCUAUUUGAUGAGUUUUCCAGCAGAGGUGGAGCCGCUGCUGCCAUGUGCACAGUUCAUAUACGGCACUUCCCAAAACAAAGUGAUUCUUCUUUACCAGUUUACAGGUGCCAACAGCUCAUUUCACACAAAAGGGAAGACGUGUAUGUAAUUUCAGAUCCAAACGUGGUUGUUUGUCUGUUCCUAUGCUUUGUUGUGCGUCUGUUCAGAGUGAGAGAAUAAAUUUAAUUUAUAUCUAUUUUUUAAAAAUGAAAGCUGUACUAUUGGACUGUGGCCAAUAAUGAGUCUCACGCAAGUGAAAACAUUUCAGAGCCAGACUCGUGUUGACAUCUGCACACACUGCCUUAAAAUAUUCAGAGGUUCUGUUUCACAGCCCCCGAUCCAAGGAAACCCACGGAAGUCUUUUGGAGGAGGGAAGGAGAGGACAGUGUACAGCAGAGACGCGUCACUUUGUACAAACAUACCAAGUGAAAGAUAUUUAUUACCUGCAUCGGAGCAAAUUGUUUACUCUUUGAAUGUUACUGUUUAUGUAGAAAAGUGCAGAUGUAAUAAAAGGCAUUCAGGUA